Messenger RNA from Cryptotermes secundus, 1629 nucleotides. RefSeq names its product trafficking protein particle complex subunit 6b (gene Trs33). Lineage: Eukaryota; Metazoa; Arthropoda; Insecta; Blattodea; Kalotermitidae. Gene Ontology annotation, cellular component: cis-Golgi network; trans-Golgi network; TRAPP complex. The record is from RefSeq and is a predicted model, not a curated record. The transcript is spliced from 5 exons. Gene Ontology annotation, biological process: endoplasmic reticulum to Golgi vesicle-mediated transport; regulation of GTPase activity. The coding region runs from base 751 to 1221 and encodes 156 amino acids.
GCCAUAACUGUACUACACUUAUAUAUGUAUGAAAUAAUUAGACACUUCUCUUCGGUUUCUACAAGACUAAGGCUCCUAACACGAAACAACUGUUUUAAUCGUUUUAAUCGUACAUUAACGAGAACUACCAAUCACACAAUAAAAAAUUAGUACGAACUCUGAAAUAGGAUCUACAUUAUUAAAUCUUCACACAUAGAAUACCAGUAAGUAAACUGAAAAUGAACUGUCACACAUUUAACUAAACUGCAGCAUACGCCAACAAUUCCCAAAUUCCCAAGCAUUCCCAAAUUACAAAAUUUCUGUCACGCUUUAUGUUGUUAGCUUUGCUAAAGUUGAUCGGCUUUUGUUAGCGAUCACGUCAUUGGUCACUUGAAAUCACUGAUUAAAGAGACAACGAUCCAUUAACUGCGAAUUCCAGCUUUAUAGGGACGGCAUUAGCGGUGGAAAUUAUUUUUUUGGUAACAACACGGACGACGAUGUGAUUGAAUGUGAUAGCCACGGAGGCCACGGAUUGUCAGAUAGUUGGAGGUGUCAGUCGUGUUCUAUGUGGCCGUGUCCGGCUCGUACGGCCGCGUAAAUAUUUAAUCUGUUCUGACCGGUUGUGACCGUUGUGACUAAGGUCGGGGAUAAUAACGUGCGAUGAAGUGUAUGUGGUGGUGAUUUUAGUUGCUUGAAUACGUCGAUGACAUACAGUGUAACAAAUGCAAUAUUGCAGUAUUCAAGAAAAACCAUUCGAAACCAAUCUGAGAAAUGGCCGAUGAGGUACUUUUUGAAUUGUUGCACUCAGAAUUGGUUUCGUACGUUCUAAAAAAUUCAGAAAAGGACAAAAAGCAUGGUGAUCUGUCCACAUUAGAAUAUGUAGGGUUUUCAGCUGGCUACAGGAUAAUAGAAAGGUUGACUAAAGAAUGGCCAAGAUUUAAAGAUGAAUUAGACACCAUGAAAUUUAUAUGUACAGACUUUUGGUCAUCAAUUAACAAGAAACAAAUUGACAACUUGAGAACAAACCAUCAAGGAGUGUAUGUUCUACAAGAUAAUGCCUUUCGUUUUCUCACAAGGCUUUCAGCAGGUCGGCAGUACCUUGAAAUGGCCCCGAAGUAUGUAGCAUUUACUUGUGGCUUGAUCCGUGGGGCCUUGUCCAAUUUGGGAAUCAACAGUAUGGUCACGGCAGAAGUGCAGUCUAUGCCAGCAUGUAAAUUUCAUAUCCAAGUUCAGAGAAUUUAGAUUACAAUUUUAUUGAUGCCCAGUUUCUUGAUUGCAUAUCCAAGUAUGAGCUUCAGUAUCAUGCAUUGUGCAGCACAGUGGAUAAGAAGCAAAUAACCAGCUUAUGUUCAAGACCAACUUCAAAAGUAUUUGUUGCAACUUUGCUCUUUAUGUUGUAUUAUUAUAUAUACUUCAGUUUUCAUGUUACUUAUAGUUGUAUGAAUGAUUGAAAAUAUUCGUACUUAGUGAGUCAGAUUUCAAAACUGACAAAUGAAAAGAUAUUCCAUAUCAGAAUAACAUUAACUUUUUUCUGAUAAAGAAUAUAAAUGUCUGUUAAUUGGUGUUUGGCUAAUGAAAUUAUUCUAAAGGGUUCUGACGAUUGUGGAUGACACACAGAAUUACUGAGGUUUUGGACUUUUUCCAUCGUCC